This is a messenger RNA of Hevea brasiliensis (rubber tree), 2657 nucleotides long. RefSeq lists its product as uncharacterized. The transcript is spliced from 4 exons. NCBI's taxonomy places the organism in Eukaryota, Viridiplantae, Streptophyta, Magnoliopsida, Malpighiales, Euphorbiaceae. Bases 768 to 2312 code for a protein of 514 amino acids. The record is from RefSeq and is a predicted model, not a curated record.
UAAAAAACUAAAUUUCAGUUGGUCUUUUUAUCUCCUCUUCUCCUCUCUGUCUGUUUUAUUUUAUUUUCUCAUCGUUUCUCGCAUCUCUCUUUCUAUCUAAACAGCAUCAUAACUCUCCUCUUCUUGCUAAGAAAUGGAGAUGUCAAUGGAGGAUUCGUGCUCUCAUACUGUAAUGCUUUCCAUGGCUCGCGUCUCCCUUUCUGUGGCUGUACGGACUCGACGGUCUCAACCGAAUUCUCCUAUACAGACUCCAAUACGAAUAUGUAAAGUUAGAUUUGACUGAACGCUCUGGUUUAGUUUCUUUUCAAGUUGUUUCUUUGGUUUUUUACAUUUCUUUUUUCUUGUGGACCUGGAACUCCAAGAAUUGAAGAUUUCUUAGGGUUUUCUUUUGAAUUUUGGUGCCUUUAAGUUUCGAUUUCAUUUACAUGUUGGAAUUUGGAGAAACUUAGUGGUAAUAGAGAUCUAAUUUUCGAAAUUCAGGGCUUCUAUGAGGCUGUUGUGUAAUUUGAGCUCCUUAGGGUUUCAUGUGACGCCUGAAAGCUUUAUAUACGCAGUCUUGUUAAAGGGGUCCAAUGGACUUCCUGGAAUCUGAAUUUUAGGUGUCAGGAACGGUAUCGUGAGAUUUGAAUAUUCUAUUUGGGUAUUUGGUUCUAUAGCGUUCUCUCAAAAAACAAAAAUUGAAUUUGCAAAUUUAAGUUUGGGGCAAUUUGAAGGAGUGAAGUGUGCAACUCAAUUAAAUUUGAGAAUUUUUUGUGAAAAGUUUCUCGAUGGCGGGAAGGUGGGAAUUGGGGUUGCCAAAGAUGGGCUCCAGCAGUUUAAAGGAGCAGUUAGCUAGAACCACUCUUCACAAUGUGAGAUCGAAAGGACAUCCCUAUGUGGAGCUUCGUGAGGAUGGGAAGCGGUUCAUAUUCUUUUGUACUUUGUGUCUUGCACCAUGUUACAGUGAUUCUGUGUUGUUUGAUCACUUGAAGGGUAAUCUUCACACUGAGAGGUUAUCUGCUGCUAAGCUUACUCUCCUGAAACCAAAUCCAUGGCCUUUUAGUGAUGGUGUUCAUUUCUUUAUUAAUUCAAUUGAGAAUGAGAGACAAUUGGCUAUCACAAGUGGCAAUCACAGUAGAUUGUUGGAGUCUAACAGCAAUUGUGACAAUCUAGCUAUUGUGAAGUAUGAUGCAAAUUUGAGAUCCACUGGCAAUGGGCAUGUUGGAUACAAUAAGGAUUUGAAUGGAAAUGGAGUAACUUUUCAUCUAGUGAUUCCAGGUGUACUUGUUAAGGAUGAAAUUUCUGACUUGAAAGCCAGGUUUGUGGGUUCUGGACAAAUUGCUGCAAGGUUCUGUGAGAAGGAUGGCAAUAUAUGUGAGAUUAGUAGGAUAUGGUGUGAGUGGUUAGGGGAAAAUAAUCCUGUUGAUGAGGACAAGGUCAAGGUUUUGGAUCAUGAGUUUGCUGUCCUGACUUUUGCUUAUAAUUAUGAUUUGGGAAGAAAGGGGUUGCUUGAUGAUGUAAAGUUGUUACUCUCAUCUAGUUCUACAUUAGAGUUAGAGAAUGGGGAGGGGACUAAUAGAAAAAGGAAAAAUUCUUUUUCUGACCCUGAGGAUAUCAGUGAGUCUUUGAGUAAUCACUAUUAUUCAUCUGGUGAAGAAUCUUCGGCUUCAAAUGGUGGCUCUUCUAGAUUGCUGUUGGAUCAAUAUGAUGACCAGCUUCUUCAUUCAAGGUAUAUAUCAAACAAGGCCAUAAGGCGAGAGUUGAGACGGCAACAUCGCAUAGCAGCGGAAAGAAUGUGUGACAUCUGUCAGCAAAAGAUGCUUCCGGAGAAAGAUGUAGCAACACUUAUAAACAUGAAGGCAGGAAAACUUGCUUGCAGUAGCAGAAAUGUGAAUGGGGCAUUUCAUGUUUUUCAUACUUCCUGUAUCAUACAUUGGAUGCUUCUCUGUGAGUAUGAAACAGCUCGAAAUCAAUCAGUUGGUCCAAAAGCAAGAAGAAGAUCUAAAAGAAAGAAUGGAGCUAAAUCCAACAAAGUGGGCAAGGACGGAAAGGUGAAAGCAUUAAAAAGCCAAAUUGAUUCUGUUUUCUGCCCAGAGUGCCAGGGCACUGGGGUGAAGAUUGAGGAAGAUGAGCUGGAGAUGCCAACAAUCCCUCUUUCGGAGAUGUUCAGAUAUAAGAUUAAAGUGAGUGAUGGAUGCAGAGCAUGGAUGAAAAGUCCUGAAGUACUGCAAAAUUGUUCAACGGGUUUUCAUUUUCCUUCCCAAUCAGUGGAACCUGUUCAGGAAAAGGUGUUGCCGCUGAAAUUGUUGCAUUUCUACAGGGCUGAUGUGUAGAGUUUGGCACAAGCAAGCCCCAGUUUCUGAAUCUUGUAUUUUACUUUAUUUUCGUUGGUAGGAUGUAGGUUUGUCUGUAGCAUAAUAGUGAUGACCCUUAUUAAGAAAUGGAUAAUAUGGGUGGUAGAAAUAGGGUUAUGAAGUCAUAUAGCUUUGUGGAUAGCCGUCUUGUAUGGCAAUGAAUAGGCCUGUUGUCUAACCAGGGUUGGGGGAGUACAUGGGUGUACAUUGCUGACAUUUGUCUGCUCUGUAAAUGAGUUGUAAUGGUUCGACUCUCAAAUGUUGAAAAUUUGAGCGUAUCUCUUCUUUAUUAUAGUAAAUAAAUCAAGCUAAAUAAUUUUUUAA